Molecule: messenger RNA, 481 nt
Organism: Aspergillus alliaceus
Lineage: Eukaryota; Fungi; Ascomycota; Eurotiomycetes; Eurotiales; Aspergillaceae
Exons: 2
Coding region: 53-481 (142 amino acids)
Source: RefSeq, a predicted model, not a curated record
CCGAGACAUAUCUUUCCAAGAAGACUGAAUUCUUAUUACAAAGGUGCCAACUAUGGGGAGAUUUCUGAAGGUACUCAUGCGUCGGCAAAGGGGUGCUGAAGUAAAAAGCCGUGAAAAGCAAAUCACCCAAAAUGAUGCUCCUAAGAAUAUUCCUCGAGCAGGGGUCUAUCAGAAAGUCUCACAAAACUUCAAGAUGGAUUUACCUCGCAGAACUUUGCAGUCUGAUGUAGACCAGAUGGUCUUCAACCCAGACUGGACAUUGAACCCUCAGUGGGAGGUCUGGGCUGUCGGAGUAGGGACAAAACGCGGAUGGGAGUAUGUGUUUAAGCAUAAGAGGACAGGCCAAGAGUAUACCGAUGUGGACAUGAUCCGCUACCGAGGUUCUUGGGCGGAUAUGAGUGCAAAGCAGAGACAAGAAAGACUGGCAAGAGGAACUUCACCAUAUCUGGGAGGUCAGGGUGGGGGAAUCCAGCGAAGAUAG